Molecule: messenger RNA, 1245 nt
Organism: Phytophthora megakarya
Lineage: Eukaryota; Oomycota; Peronosporomycetes; Peronosporales; Peronosporaceae
Source: the annotation of a GenBank genome assembly
AUGGUGGUACCCGAUAGCUUGCACCGAGACUUCCUUCAUCAUUAUCAUGUCAGCCUAGAAGGAGGUCAUCAAGGUGUCGGAAGGACUUCCCGGACGAUCCAAGCGAACUUUCACUGGUGUGGGCUGUAUCGAGGCGUACAGCGUUACGUGGGGGAUUGUACCGAUUGUGAAACCGGGAAAGGAAAGCCAACUGACCAGGGAGAAUCACCAGGAAAUAUCCAGGGUACGUAUCCUUUUCAUGUGAUCUCCAUGGACCACAUCCCGGCGUUGAGGAAGUCGUUCAAGGGGAACACCGAACUGCAGAUUUGGGUCGACUUGUUCACCGGUUAUGUAAUAGCCAAGGCAGGUCCGUCGAGAGAGACACAGGCUGUGGUCGGGAAUUACGAAGAAUGCGUCUUCCGUCGCUUUGGCGCGAGCGAAGUCAUCAGACACGACGGGGAACCGGGGUUUAUGUCGGACUUCUUUCGUUCCUUCAACCGGAUCGUGAAAAUGAGACAGAGCGCAACAAUGACUUAUCGUCCACAAGGAAACGGCAAGGCUGAACGAAUGGGGCAAACCCUGACACGAGCCCUGAAGAUACGUCGUUUUUCCUGGUCCAUGGAUGGGAUCCACGGUCGACCCUUGAAGCAGUUGUUUUGGUGGGAUCGACACGCCGCCGCGAUUGCGAUGCACGGGGAUGGAGGUACCACAUACAAGAACAUCAACGAGAAUCUGCGCGAGGUGAUCAAGUCUAGGGCUGACUACCACAACGAAAACGUCAGACCACACCGGAUUGGGGAUGGCACACAGCGGGAUCACGUGAAGCAAGGCUACGCCCGUAAGCUCGCACACAUGUGGCAUGGACCGUUACGCCAGACAGAGUUGAUCAGCAAUCACGCAGCCCGUCUCGAGACCGCCGGCUCAGGAUAUCGCAUCUUCCCAAUAGUACACCUGUCGAAGCUGAAGCCAGUGCGAACAUUCCCGGAUCGACCUAAAGUAGCUUUGAACACCGAAGACGACGAUCGCGCAGAUUUUGAUGAAGAACUGAUGCCGGACGAAAGCUGGGGCACUCCACUGGACGAAGAUGAGUUCGAGCGGGUGCACCGAGAAUUCCAGGACCACUGGAAAGGCUACGAUCGACCGACAUGGGUGGCCGAAGCUGACCUCAAUUGCGCCGCCUUGUUGUACGCGUAUGAGCGCGGACGCAUCAGCCGAAACCGCUUCAACGUGAUGCAAUCACAUGAAGAAGGGAUGAACGCUGAGUAA